Molecule: messenger RNA, 903 nt
Organism: Rodentolepis nana
Lineage: Eukaryota; Metazoa; Platyhelminthes; Cestoda; Cyclophyllidea; Hymenolepididae
Source: the annotation of a GenBank genome assembly
AAACUUGAAACUAUCGCCGAAAAGAGCUCAGAGGACGAUUUAAAAGAAUUUAAUGAAAGCAGUGUUGCACCAAUGGAGAUUCCCAAGACAAAGGAAAACAAACACAAGCUUCGAACUAAAGAAAUACAACCCCAUUUAGGUACUGUUCUGGCUUCCGCAACUGUGUUAAUAUUGAUCAUCAAGUUCUGUGUAGUUGAAUUUGGUCAAAAGGGAGAGACGUGGGAAUCUGGAAGGCACUUGAAACAGCUUAUACACUUCUUCAUCAUUGGAGUAACUAUUCUAGUUGUUGCGGUGCCUGAGGGUCUUCCACUAGCAGUAACACUCUCGUUAGCCUACUCCGUCAAGAAAAUGAUGAAGGAUAAUAAUCUGGUUCGACAUUUGGAUGCAUGCGAAACUAUGGGUAACGCAACAGCAAUCUGCUCCGAUAAGACGGGAACUCUAACAACGAAUCGCAUGACAGUCGUCGAAGCUCACUUCACCGAUCGAGUCAUUGAACUUCAAGAGCUGGAAACUUUGAAGAAAUCCAAUUCUGCGAGGCUUCUUAGUGACAACGUUAUGCAGAAACUGGAGCUUGCUAUUGCUAUCAACUCAUCCUAUACUUCCAGACUGCAGUCCCCCAAAACUGCUGGUGAUAUGCCAAUUCAAAUUGGUAACAAGACCGAAUGCGCUCUAUUAGGUUUUCUUAAACAUUUCGGUCUAAACUACGAUGAUAUUCGCAAUCGCUAUCCCGAAAGUGACUUUGUAAAGGUCUACACCUUCUCCUCCACCCGAAAAUCCAUGUCCACAAUCAUUCAUGCACCUGAAGACGAUCCUCAUGAUGUGAGCUCAGCCACUGCUAAGAGUACUACAAUGAAACUUCUACUGCUGACCAAAGGCGCAGCUGAGAUGGUUAUUUCGAAGUGA